GGAUGAGAUGGGCUUCUCCUUUGGAGAAUCAUACGAAUCCCAAUCAUCACAUCCAUACCCAUAUGGAUUUCCUUCGACGUCUCAGAUAUGAAACGGCCUACCCGCGCGGAGAUGGCGAGUUCUUCAAGAAUCCGCGUGAAUGGGCAGGCAUAAAGAUGGAACCAUCAGCUCCAUAUUCACCCUGGCCGAUUUUGGCUAGAAGCCUUGAUGGAUACCACCCAAAAGGCCAACUAUCUGCUCACUUCAACACCAUUCUUCAAUGACUCUACCCCGGACGGCAAUAUCUUGGACGAGAAUAUCAAGAAAUCACCAUUUUACUUACCCGCUGAAGCGUGGGAGAACUGUCUGGUGAAUAUCUCCUUUUAUUGCCCAUUCAGGGCGAAGAUAUGGUAUCACUGUCAUGGUACUGAAAAACCAUCUGACAAGAUGGACACGCGCGGAGCGUACAGUCUACUUUUGACCAACUGAUCCAACAUUCACUCUCCAACCUACCUCACUCACUUCCUCGACCAAUGGGAAGAUUCCUCCCAUCCAACCUUAUUCAGACGACAACCCAUCUGAUGAUGCCAUGAUACACCCUGCAAAAGGCUUUGUAGCCUAUGUUGCCGGCGUCACUUCUUGUGAUAUUCCAAGAGCUAUGAGAUGCGCUUUGGAGCGAAAGGAUAAGAAUAGAUGGCUCAAGGCCAUGCAGCAUGAAUUCUCUAAACUGCAGAACAAAGAGAUAUUCGAGCUAGUAUGAAUUAGUGACGUUCCAAAAGGAAAGCGAAAAUUUCCGGGC
Molecule: messenger RNA, 778 nt
Organism: Aspergillus glaucus CBS 516.65
Lineage: Eukaryota; Fungi; Ascomycota; Eurotiomycetes; Eurotiales; Aspergillaceae
Exons: 4
Source: RefSeq, a predicted model, not a curated record